Messenger RNA from Bombus pascuorum, 3380 nucleotides. RefSeq names its product gastrula zinc finger protein XlCGF8.2DB-like. The record is from RefSeq and is a predicted model, not a curated record. The transcript is spliced from 4 exons. NCBI's taxonomy places the organism in Eukaryota, Metazoa, Arthropoda, Insecta, Hymenoptera, Apidae. The annotation marks the transcript as partial.
UUAUUGAAAAUUGUACGAGAUGAUGAUGCUGGAUUUAGCCACUGGGGCAACGAUCACGACGUGCUUAGCAGCUGCGAAGAUUUCAGAAUCAAGAACGAGGAUAUUCUUCUCGAUCCUGGACAAAAGUUCGAGGGGAACGAGAAAGUCUGCGACCUUUGUCAAGAAAAAUUCCACUUCGUAACCAGAUUAGUAGCUCAUCUGAGGAUCGUCCACGGUAUCCAUAGACCCUUCAAAUGUGUCACGUGUGGGAAGACAUAUCCGCAGCAGUUUAUGCUAAACGCUCAUGUGAAAAAAUCUCACACUCCUAAAACGAUCCCUUGCACUGAAUGCAGUUUCAUGGGGGUGAAUGCCACUGACGUGGAAAGACAUACGAAACGACACCAUCGAGAAAUGAAGUUCACCUGUGAAAUCUGUAGCGAGAACUUCGUAGACAAGGAUUCCUUGAUGACUCACACAACUAUGCAUAACUUUAUGCAGUUUCAACAAUGUAACGCUUGUGGUACUACGUUCAACGACGCGUACAGCCUAAAGGAGCACAACCGUUUGUACCACUACGAUCCAACAACGUUGAUUCAAGAGAAGCUCGAAACUGACAGUCCGCAGAACAUCACGGAGCACAAAUGCGACGUCUGUGGGAAGAUUUACAAGUACAAAUCGGUCUUGAAGCAACACAAAGUGAAAGCUCACGGUGAUAUGCCAAAUUACGAGAGACGUCGAUAUUUGUGCGCUCUUUGCGGGAAAGAAUUAAAAACCGCAAAAGGCCUCGAAAUUCACAAUCGAUCGCACACCGGCGAAAAGCCUUACACCUGCGAGGUGUGUGGCAAGUGUUUCGCCUGCGAAACACUGCUCAGGACUCAUAAUGUCACGCACACUGGCGAGAGAAAAUAUUCUUGCGACCAGUGUGGCAAAGCUUUCACGCAGAGAUCCACGUUGGUCGUGCAUAAACGUUAUCAUACCGGCGAACGACCGUAUGUUUGUCCUCGAUGUGGAAAAGGUUUCGUCACCAGGACUGUCCUGAACACUCACAUGAAGUCCUGUCGUUGAAGCCGACCAGACGAUUGUUCGACAUGUGAGAAACACGUUUGAGACAGAAUAGGGGCUUCCGGUUUUGUUGGAAAGAAUACGGUGCUCAAGGUAAGACUGGGACUAUUUCUACAACUUUUAUAAGGCGAAAGUGUCAUUUUAAUUAUAUAUACUGCAGAGCAAUAAGUAUUAGAACUAAUGGGUAUUGGUACUUAAUAUCUGCUGAUAUUUAUGAUGCAUUUGAAUGUUUUUUCUAGUUAUCUUAUUUUAAAUUAUUUACCUCAUUUGCGUCAUUUGUGUUUCGUAAUGUCGAGCAAAGUAAGGCUUUCUUUGACUUUCUCGAUGAAUGUUAUGCGUAGGGUCCUAUUCGAGAAUUUUAACUUUACUUUAAGACUCAUUUUUAUUCCGUAUUUACGAUAUUAAAAAGAUGGUAUUUUUUCUAGUUUAAAUGCAAGCAAUUUGAAGUUACAGUUAUUCGAGUUUGAGUCUUGGAGAUGUUGCUCAAAUAGCUUACGUGAGAAAAGCCAUUGUUCAAACAUAAAAUCGAAAAUGUUUUCGUAUAUUGUUUUGAAACUCGAAAUUAUAUAUAAAUGUGCAACGAUGGUAAAAAUCUAGUAGUAUAUGUGUUACUUGAAUUACUACAAGUAUUAUACGUAUUUGCACACACGGUGUUUAAAUGUUCAAAAUCGAUUUUAAUAGACCCAGUCUUAAAUUGAAAUAUUUUAAUUCCAAGAUAAUGCGAAUGGGGAUUGCAGUAUUAAUUAGACAAAAAAGGAAAGAAACUACGUUAGAUAUUGAAAAGUCAUAGUUCACAAGGAACUUUAAAAGAACUCGUAGAAAAUAAAAAUCAGUACAUGACAAUAAAUAAUAAAAGAAUCCAAUAUGAUAGCGUCUAAGCGUACAGGAAACAAACUUGCGAUCCCUAAAAUAUUAAAUUCAAUUUUGAAACUGUGUCAGGCAUUCUGUCAAUAAGAAUAGCCUACAUGUAUCGUAUUCCCGUUGUUUCUUAUUUCUACUCAUCGAGCAGAUUGACACGGCUCGAUCGUUUAAUACUGGGAGACCCUUGUGCAAUUUAUGACCCUUGAGGUACUUUUAGAAAACUCUCGUGAAAUCAGGCCACCGCUUAAGGAUAUAAUCACCAUUCACCUCAAGCGGAUUAGCAUCGAAAUCGAUCGCUUUUAAAGAAGGCAGCUUUUAUCGUAGGUUCUUCUUAUCGAUGUAAUUUACGUAUAUGUAUAUGCGUUCUCUUCUUUUAUGUAAAAAUUAUGAAGGCGGAUGUUCACGAAACAACGAAAAUAACGAUACUAAUGAUAUUUGUAUUUCUUAACAAAUUUUUACUCUUUUUAAGAGAUGCUACUCUUAAGAAAAUUUUAGAAACUUUUCUUUAUAGAUACAUACAAGUGUGUUUUUUAAUGUGCAGAGUUAGCAAAUACUUGGAAUCUCUGCGACCAUAAAGCCGUCCUUGAUACUAGUAUUAAAGUGUAACAAACCGUUUUUAAUCUAGUUGCACUUGCUAAAUCGUGGAUGUAAAGUACUUCAAUCGAAGGUCACAGGGAAAAAUAUGAAAGAUCUUUUUUUGUUUUGUUUUUUUACAGGGGAACAAUUUUCGAAUUUAAGAGCACUGCAAAAGGAUUUAUUUCGCAUCACUAGAUCUCGUUUUAUUUUGUUCUGGUGUUAAAUAUGUAUUUUUGUUACAUAUCCGAGUGUUUGAAAAAUAUAUUUCCUUUGAACCACCGAGCACGAUUUAAAAAUCAACUAAAAUGGAUUUGUCAUAUGUUUUCCUGCGUCCUCGAUUAACAUCAUGCAAGAUGCAAUUUUACGAUAAUAGAACUCGUAGAAUUCUUACUUAAAAGAAACACUUCGUUUAAUCGAUCGUAAGUCAAUCAUGUAACAAUCAAUUUUUAUAAAUCGAAUAACAAUAACAAUUUUUCAGCUAUUAGAUACUCUCUGUUGUUCGAUAAGCAUAUAAUCCAACUAAAAAUUGACGACUUACUCAUCGAUUAUUAGUUGUACAAAAAAAGACCAUCAUGAAAUAAUGUGAUAUAUUUAACAUCGAUUUAAACUUGUACUUUUUUAUACACAUUUUUUAAAUACUUUUUAUACAUGUGUCGAUUACGAUCAUUCACGUUAUACAAACAGCGAGACGAUUUUUCCUAAAUCCCGUUUACUGAAAUUUCUGGAAUAAUGCUAGCGAAUACGAAUUUUUUAUUAUUAUUGACUGCUUCUAGAUAUUUCUAUAAAUUGUUACUGCCAGACUCUUUUACAAUGUCAUAUUUAUUAUUAAAUUAACUCACCCGAUAAUACUGUCAAUGAUUUUGUAUCGACAAUAAAAAAGCGAAAAAAAUGAUUUCACAACA